This is a messenger RNA of Ictalurus punctatus (channel catfish), 8062 nucleotides long. RefSeq names its product sema domain, seven thrombospondin repeats (type 1 and type 1-like), transmembrane domain (TM) and short cytoplasmic domain, (semaphorin) 5Bb (gene sema5bb). Gene Ontology annotation, biological process: negative regulation of axon extension involved in axon guidance; neural crest cell migration; positive regulation of cell migration. The transcript has 18 exons. The coding region runs from base 1055 to 4021 and encodes 988 amino acids. NCBI's taxonomy places the organism in Eukaryota, Metazoa, Chordata, Actinopteri, Siluriformes, Ictaluridae. The record is from RefSeq and is a predicted model, not a curated record. Gene Ontology annotation, molecular function: semaphorin receptor binding; chemorepellent activity.
AAGUUUAUGUCACAAAAAUGAUCAACCUUCAAACUUCUCAAGAAUCAAACCAAUCAAACUUCUCAAGAAAUUCUAUAAAGCAUAAAGAUUCCUUCAAUAAAAAUGUACUUCAUUUAUAGUUUCUAUAGUCGCAGAAUACACAGGGAUUUGUAUGAUGGACAGUCCACAAAAAGUAUGCAAACAUUAAUAUGGUGAAGUUUUCUGCGAAGAGAUGUUUGUUUAUUUAUCAUUUAUGGAAGGAGUCUCCAGUGUCAGAGCUUUCUAACGGUCAGAGGUAGAGCUGUAACUGUAAAGUUUUCGGCCAGAGGAGUUUUUUUUACACUGGUCAGUUACUCAGGAACAAGCUGCUUUUUUGGCUUAUUAACAUAAAAGAGAGGAAAAACAAAGGCCGGUGAGGGAACGACUCUAUAUAAACGAUAAUGUAAGUGAUAACAGGAACUUUUGUGGAUGUUCCACAACAUUAAACGUAACACUCGAUUCAAUUUGAUUUUAUUUGUAUAGCGCUUUUAACAAUGGACAUCGUCUCAAAGCAGCUUUACAGAAACAUAUAAACACAGGAUAGAGAUUUUAAGCGUGUGAAUUUAUCCCUAUUGAGCGAGAAGGUGGAGGCGGUGGUGAGGAAAAACUCCCUAAGAUGAUAUGAGGAAGAAACCUUGAGAGGAACCGGACUCAGAAGGGAACCCGUCAUCAUCUGGGUAACAACGGAUCGUGUGAGAGUAAAGGAACGUUCAUUAUGGUUUAAUAUGAAGUCUGUUUGUUGAACUAGUCCACUGUUCACUAAAGGAGACCUGAGUGAAAAAUUGUAUGUGGUAAUUGCAGUUCCAGGCCAUCGCAGCAACCGUAGUCCCAGCAACCACAGCGAGAACGUCCAUGUGGAAUUGAAGUCCAAAACCAUUUCCAUGGUACUUCAAGCCGCACCAUCCUCAGCAGUCUCCAGGCUGCACUGCUUGGGGUCGUCCUCAGUGGCAGAAUGUAGCCUCCAGUUGAUGAGAGCGUCAUCCAGACGUAGGGCCUCAGAGGAUAGAUCAGGCAGAUCCGGAGAGCAGAAAGGGGAAUGGAGUGUGGCGUGGAUGAAGACACACGCAGAUCUUGUCGGAGUAAAGGGAAGACAGAGGAUGAGUGCCAGAACUACAUGCGUGUCCUCCUCCUGACCGGUUCUCGUCUCUUCUCCUGUGGCACUAACGCAUUCUCACCCGUCUGCACCACCCGCUCUGCAUCCGAUCUCUCCCAUGUAACCGAGACGGUGAACGGGGUCGCCCGCUGUCCUUACGACCCCAAACACAAUUCCACCGCCAUGGUAACGGAAAGCGGUGACCUCUAUGCUGCAACAGUCAUUGAUUUUUCUGGACGUGACCCCGUGAUCUACCGCAGCCUGGGGAGUAUGCCUCCUCUUCGCACAGCUCAGUACAACUCCAAAUGGCUGAACGAGCCUCAGUUCGUCUCAGCGUACGAGGUAGGUCGCUUCACCUACUUCUUCCUGCGGGAAGUGGCGGUGGAGGAGGAUUGUGGAAAGGCGGUGUUCUCUCGGGUGGCGCGGGUGUGUCAGAACGACGUAGGCGGUCGGUUUCUUCUUGAGGACACAUGGACGACGUUCAUGAAGGCCAGAUUGAACUGCUCCCGUUCAGGAGACGUGCCUUUCUACUACCACGAGCUCCACAGCACCUUCUACCUGCCUGAGCAAGACCUCAUCUACGGCGUCUUCACCACCAACAUUAACAGCAUUGCUGCCUCUGCAGUGUGUGCCUUCAACCUCAGUGCCAUCACCCAGGCCUUCAGUGGUCCGUUCCGCUUCCAGGAGAACCCUCGAAUGAGCUGGCUCUCCACCCCGAACCCCAUCCCCAACUUUCAGUGUGGGACAGUAGGCGACAGCGGCCCUGGUGGGAAUCUAACAGAACGAAGUCUGCAGGAUGCUCAGAGACUCUUUUUGAUGAGUGAAGUUGUUCAGCCUGUGUCCGUCGACCCCUUGAUCAGCCAGGACAAUAUCCGCUUUUCCAAACUGGUUGUGGACAUUGUGCAGGGUCGUGACACGCUAUACCAUGUCAUCUACAUCGGGACAGAACAUGGCACCAUUAUCAAGGCGCUCUCCUCAUCCAGUCAAAAUCUGCGUGGAUGUUACCUUGAGGAGAUGAAGCUUCUUCCAGGAAAUCAGCAGGAACCAAUCCUUAACCUGCAGAUCCUGCAGAGCGACAGGUCCCUAUUUGUGGGUUUGAGCAGCAGAGUUCUGAAGAUCCCACUAGAGAGAUGCUCCAGCUAUGAAACCCAAUGGGAAUGCUUGUACGCUAGGGAUCCAUAUUGUGGUUGGGACAGGAAACAGAGACGCUGCACUACGAUUGAAGCCAGCUCCAACAUGAGCCAGUGGAGCCAGAACAUCACACAGUGUCCUGAGCAAAAUCUUACCCGAGAUGGCGGCUUCAGCCCGUGGUCGUCAUGGCAGUCAUGUAACCAUGAUGACGGAGGUGAAAGUUCAAGCACCUGUCUGUGUCGCUCUCGUGUGUGUGAUCACCCGGUCCCUCAGUGUGGGGGGGCUGAGUGUGUGGGGCCAACGAUGGAGGUGACCAACUGCUCCAGAAGUGGAGGUUGGACUCCCUGGUCCUCUUGGUCUCCGUGCAGCACCAGCUGUGGUGUUGGGUUCGAGGUUCGUCAGCGUUCAUGCAGUAACCCCACCCCCCAACACGGAGGGAGAGUGUGUGUAGGCCAGACGCGAGAGGAGCGGUUGUGUAAUGAGGAGUCUGUGUGUCCUGUGCCCGUGUCCUGGGCUCAGUGGACCUCCUGGUCUACAUGCACAGCAGUGUGUGGCGGCGGUUUCCAGUCCCGAGUCCGAACCUGUGAGAACGGAAACUCCUGCCCUGGGUGUCCUCAGGAGUACAGGUCGUGCAAUUUGGACGCAUGUCCCGAGGUACGUCGAUUCACACCCUGGUCUCCAUGGUACCCUGUGAACAUGACAGUGGGCGGAGUCAGACAGGAGCAGCGUGUGAGACACACCUGUCGAGCGCCGCUGGCUGACACACACCUCCUCCAGCUGGGCAAACGCAAAGCAGAGACCCGUCACUGCCCGCCUGAUGGUGGAGCGCCGGGGUGUGAGACUGACGAUCUGUUACAAGACAUAGUAACCCAACCUUUGAACCCAGUGCAGGGGGUCACCUGGUUGCCAUGGGAAACGUGGUCUUCAUGUUCCAAAGAGUGCUCGAGAGGGUUUCGAACACGUAAGCGCUUGUGUGUCAGUCCUGACGGCAAAAGUUCGGCGUUCCUGUGCAGUGGAACACCGGUGGAGUAUCAGGACUGUAACGCAGAGCCGUGCCCAGUGAAGGGGGCGUGGUCAUGCUGGUCUUCCUGGACUGAAUGUUCUACUUCCUGUGGAGGCGGGCAUUACCAACGCACUCGGACCUGCUCAAACCCCGCCCCGUCCCACUCAGGGGACAUCUGCAUCGGCCUGCGCACUGAGGAGGCUCUGUGCAACAUGCACGAGUGUGAUGGUGGAUGGGGGUUGUGGUCAGAAUGGACCGAGUGUGAGGAUGGGCUUCAGUACCGCACUCGAGUGUGUGCGAUAAGCCCCGCCCCCUGUAAAGGGAACCACACGGAUCAGAGACUGUGUCCUCCAAAAGAGAGUACCAUCGGCUCACCAGGAGGGAAGAAAGGGUUAAACUGUGGAGGUUUCUCCCUGUUCCACCUGAUCCUGACAGGUGGCGUCUCCUUCCUGGUAGCGUUGCUGGGAUCCAUUCUCGUUUACGUGUUCUUUCAGAAGGUCUAUAAACCCAUCCAGGAGCCUGCAGUGAUCCAUCCUAACACCCCCAACCACCUUCACCACAAACACAACACCAGCACGCCGAAGAACGAGAAGUAUACUCCCAUGGAGUUUAAGACACUGAACAAGAACAACUUGCUGCCGGACGAGAGUUGUAACUUCUACCCUCCUCCUCCGCCGCAGACGAACGUCUACACCACCACGUACUAUGCUCCUCCACUGGGCAAAUAUGACUUCCCGUCUUUAGACUCGCCCUGCAGGAACUACAUGCACAGCUGAACCCAGACUCUCACCUUCUGAACCGUAUGUUAUUGCAGGCGCGGCGAUGCAGCAUUAGCUGUGAGUCGACGGAGUGUGUGGAGGUUCAAAAGACACGUUCUUCUUCUUAAAACUAGAAGGAAAAGAUAACAAGGAUGAGGAUGUGUACUGGGUGCUUGACCUUGUUUUGGACGUUUAGGGCUCAAAUUCGUGGAUGAAUGAUGGUCCAAAAGGCAUGAACACACCAGCAUGUGACUACAAUAUGGAAACUUGUCCAAAUGCAUCUGAACCAAGACACUCUUGGGCAGGAUACACAGAUCUUUCAGUCUUCCACAAAGACCUUAGGAUAGAAAGUUCUGGUAUACCUGUCCACAUUUUGCUCUCAAACUGAAUAUAUGACUUGGGAUCCGGCAUGGUGUUCACACUAGACUGUGCUGUUUUAUUGCUUACAGUACCACUGUCCACUGAGCACCAACAAUUGAUCCAUUUACGCUUUGCCAUUUACGUGCAAUCGCGUCACAUUUAAUACGUGAAUUUAUAAAGAUGCCGUGAUAAAGUAAGCAGCUGUACACUUUUUUAAAAAUAAACUCACAACUACAUCCACUACUGUACCUAAACGUGAACAUCACUGGGGUCUAAUGUAGCUUUUAGUGCUAAAAGGAGCCUCAGGAUGGACAUAUGAUUCACACUUUACACACAAACAGACACACAAUUGUUUUUUUUAAAACAUUCUUUUUUAUUAAACAACAAAGCAGUGUUGUUAGCUCACACUCACAUGUCAUACAUCCUACUGAAGAUAUAGUGCAACUUAGUAUGGAACACACACACACACACACACACACACACACACACACACACCAAAAAGUAUGGUAUAUUACAGUAUGUGUGUAUAAAAAUGAGUGAGUGUGUAUGGGCGUCUGUGUGAUUGUGAUUUCUGUGUGUAUUAAAUUAUUGUAUAUACACAGUAGGAGCCCAGAAACCAAACUGAUAUUAAAUGUGUUACAGUAAAACAAGUGUGUUAUUACAAUGUAACUAACAGUGUAACGACACUGUAAUAAACAUUGUAUUAAUUAGGGGGGGUCAUCGAUACCAACACUGAUACCAUACACGUACAUGCUCAUACUUGACAAAAAUAGUGCUCUGGUACUAACACCUGAUGGCACAUGAUAGUAUGCGAUGUAGGGCAAGUGUAUGUUGUUAUGAGGACUUUUAAAAAACGUAACCUGAUAAAACAUCUUAAACAUAAAAGUCAGCACGAGAAGUUCAUCACUAGCAUGACAUGCUGGCUAGGUGAGAGAAAAUAUCAACAGGUGACGCUAGGCGAGUGAAAAUAACACUGACAAUCAACUGCAAAGUAGCUAAUGUAGCUAGCUAAUGCACUUCAUUUAUAAACAAUUAGCUAAUGUUAUGAAGGACGUGUCUAUAGUAGGCUAAGUGCAAGAAUACACACAUGGGCCAAUAUUUCAACCAGACGAAUAUAAACAAGCAUAUAUAUGUCACUGACUGAGUAAUACUAAGUAGGCUACUCAUUUUGGUAUCAGUAUUGGUAUCUGUAUCCACGAGUACCAACCGACAUGUACUCAUAUACAGUGCCAUUCACUAAUAUCGGCACCCUUGGUAAAUAUGAGCAAAGACGGCUGUGAAAAUUUGUCUUUAUUGUUUAAUUUUGAUCUUUUGUUCAGAAAAAUUCACAGCUGCUCUCAUGGAUAUCAAACAAUUGCAAACACAACACAGGUUUAUCAAAAUAUAUAUAUAUAUAUAUAUAUAUAUAUAUAUAUAUAUAUAUAUAUAUUUGUUAAAUACAGAUGUGCAACAAUUAUUGGCAUGUCUAUGAAUUCGUAUGAGAGAAUAUAGUAUAUUCCUAUUGAUAUUAUUUUUUUUUUUAGUACACCUGAGUGACUAGGAACAGGAAAUUGUUCGACCAUGACUUCCUGGUCAUAAAUAUGAAUAAAUAUGAGGUAACACAUAAACCAAAUUCUUUUAGUCAUUCAUAACGAUGGGUAAGACCAAGGAAUAUAGCUGUGAUGUGCGGCAAAAGGUUGUUGAGCUUCACAAAAUGGGAAGUGGCUAUAAGAAAAUAGCACAAGCAUUGAAAAUGCCCAUUUCCACCAUCAGGGGAAUUAAGAAGUUCCAGUCAACUGGAAAUGUUAUGAAUCAGCCUGGAAUUGGACGUGUGUCUAUAUCGUCUCAACGCACUGUGAAGAGGACGGUUCGAGUGGCCAAAAAAUGUCCAAGGACCACAGCUGGAGAAUUGCAGAAGAUAUUUGGGGUCGGAUAGUCUCCAAAACUACAAUCUGAAGUCACCUACAUCACCACAAGUUGUUCUGGUGAUCAACCUGUGUUUUGUUUGAAAUAGUUUGAUAUCCAUGAGAGCAGAGUAUUUGUGUGAAUUUUUGAACAAAAGAUCAAAAGUUUAAACAAUAAAGACAAUUUCUCACAGCCUUCUUUGCUCAUAUUUACCAAGGGUGCCAAUAUUAAUGGAGGGCAGUGUACAGUCUGAUAGAAUGGUAUUAAUGCAUCCCCAGUAUUUAUACUUACUGUGUGUGUGUGUGCAAGGCAGGGACACGUCUCCUAUUCCUCACACCUGUUUCCCAUUCUGUUUUCACUUUCCCCGUGUCUCUGAGACGAGUGAAGCCCGAAGCGCUUAGCACACGACUCUGUAUAAACCGAGCUGUGUACAUCAUUUUAGUGAGAUGUGAGAGACUAACAUUUCUACUAAUAACCUUUUAGAAAUAUUUCACAUCAAAGUAAAAACCUUCCCUUUGAAGUCCUCUGAGGGAAUAUGUUGGGAAAUGUUUAUUCAAACUGCCAUCUGAUGAUGUCAUAAUGGGUGUUACAGCAGCUGACCAAUCAGCAGCUUUGCUUACACUCACACUGAGUGGAGCGACUCAUUAGGAUCUUAACACACAAUCAUUAUAAACACACGCUUGCUUGCUGUAUGGUUCUUUCUUCCUUCCCUCCUUUCUUACUUUCUCUCCUUUCCUUCCCUCCUUUCUUACUCUCUCUCCCUUUCUUCCUUCCGUACUCUCUCUUCCUUCCUUCCUUCCUUCCUUCCUUCCUUCCUCUCUCUUCUUUCCUGUCUCUUCCAUGCUUGCUUCCUCUCUCUCUAGCUUCCUUCCUUCCUCCCUUCUUCUCUCUUAGAUGCUUUGUUCCUCUCUCUUUUUCUUCCUGUCCCUUUCUUUCUUUCUUUCUUUUUCCUUUCUUCCUCUCUCAACCAUACUUAGUUCCUGUCAAUUUUUCUUUCUUUCUUUCUUUCUUUCUUUCUUUCUUUCUUUCUUUCCCUCCUCUCUCUCUCACCUCUUAAUUUCCUUCCUCUCUCUUUUUCUUCCUUUCUCUUUCUUUCUUCCAUUCUUUUUCCUUCCUUCCUCUCUCUCCCAUUCUUACUUCCUCUUUCUUUCUUCCUUUCUCCCUUUUUCGUUCUUUCCUUCCUUCCUCUCUCUCUUCCUUCCUUCUUUUCUUCCUUCCUCUCUUCCAUACUUACUUCCUCUCUCUUUCUUCUUCCUUUCUCUUGCUGUCUCUUACUUUCUUUCCCCCUUCCUUUCAUCCUUCCUACUCUCUGUUUCUUUCUCCCAUACUUCCUUCCUCUUCCUUCCGUGCUUCCUCUCUCCUUCACACUUACUUCCUCUCGCUUUUUCUUCCCCCCCCUUUCUUUCUUUCUUUUGAUGUUCCACAUCAAAUAGCCAGUUAUAUGCUAUUAUGCAAACAGCUUCAUCCACCCUGUUAUAAAGCAAGCAGAAUCAGAUCACUCUUGCUCUUCUGCUCUUGAUGUAGACUUGAUGCUCAUCUAACACUCAUCUAACAAACAUCACUUGAGCUUAUAGUUAUGGAAUGGCGGGAAAAUAUUCUCCACCAAAGGGAAGUGAAUCGUCUAUAAAACAGUAUUGGAAUACGGCGUGAUGUAUUUUUUCCAGUCUCUCUGAGACUCCAGCGGUUGUUUGAGCUUCCCUAUGCAAUACCGGCUCCUCAUCACACCGUCACUGCCUUUCUACACACUGUGAACUUUUGCUAUGUUCUAUUUUUGUAUGCUGUGCGUCAUAAACAAUAAACUUCACGUAAACUUCA